Messenger RNA from Ctenocephalides felis (cat flea), 5712 nucleotides. RefSeq names its product trichohyalin-like. The record is from RefSeq and is a predicted model, not a curated record. Lineage: Eukaryota; Metazoa; Arthropoda; Insecta; Siphonaptera; Pulicidae. The coding region runs from base 1 to 5712 and encodes 1903 amino acids. The transcript is spliced from 21 exons.
AUGUACGCCCGGGCCAGGACCCCGAUGAUCACGACGACCUCAUCCUCAACAACGACUCUAGAAACCAUAACCGAUAGCAACCCUACACCAACCUCUUCGGCCACUUCGACCUUUCUCGCUCCUGCAUCUGCUUCUACGCCCCCUAAAAGUGAGACGACUCCCACUGGAGGAACUGGGGAAACGUCUUCUGCUGCGGGACAAUUGAUGUCGGCGGAGAACCGCACGCCGCCACUGGUGGUUGCGGCUGUAGAGGACAAGGAUGAGGAUGAGAAUUCUGACAUUGUUGAGACGGCUUCAGAGGAAGACACUUCACCUUUGCAGAGUGAAACAUCUUCCACCGCAAAGGGUAUUGGAAACGAAGUUGCACCUCAAGAUAAUAAGAAUGCAAAAACCACACUGACCGCCCAGCCUGACCCAGAAAAAGCCAAGGAAACAAAUGUCGUACAAAAAAGUCCUGAUGACACCUCAAGCGAUAAACCGAAACGUACAAGCACAGUUAGGCACCAUAGAAAGCACCACAAGCACCAUCACAGAAGAACCCAAGGAAAACGUGAAAGGCGAAACAAAACUCUGAUGCCAGGUGAAAAUCCGGCCCUGUCUAAUAAGAGAAAUUUGAUGCCUGGUGAAAAUCCAACUGUGCCUGAUAAGAGCACCCUUAAUACACCUGCCCCGAUUAUCCGCGAAAAAAGAUUGGAGACAAUGCCCAUUGCAGAGCCUAAAGCCCAAACACUUUCUUCUCCAUCAGACUUAGACCCUGUACACAGAGCCCUCUAUCUAAGAAAUAAAAUUUUGUCUCAAAUGAAACACAUGAUACAAAUGGAAGAAAAACGUAAUGCAAUUGAAAAACACAGUGAAGAACCUCCAUCAACCCCUAAAUCUGACCCGACCACCACGCAACCACCAGUUUUCUCCGAAGCCAAUUUUCAGACAACCCAGGCCCAAUAUUUGGCUGCCAACAAGAAAAGGGACGCAGAGGCUGAUGGCCAAAUGGGUAAGAACCAAAACCAGGAGCAACCCCGAGAAGAAAAAACUGUAAAAAGGGAUGCACAGGAUGCACAUGGUGAAAAACUCCAGAAAGAAACAAGAAAGGCAGAGACUAGUGGUCAAAUGAACAAUAACCAGGAGCAACCUCAGGAAGAAACAAAGAAGGCACAGGCUGGUGGUCAACUAAAUAACAAUCAGGAGCAACCUCAGGCAGAAACAAAAAAGGCACAGGCUAGUGGUCAAAUUAACAACCAGGAGCAACCCCAGAAAGAAAGAAGACAGACGCAAGCUGGUGGUCAAAUAAACAAUAACCAGGAGCAACCCCAGAAAGAAAGAAGACAGGCGCAGGCUGGUGGUCAAAACAACGGUAACCAAGAGCAACUACAGAAAGAAAAACGAAAGGCAGAAGCUGGUGAUCGAAUGAGAAACAACCAUGAGCAACUUCAGGAAGAAACAAAAAGGGCACAGACUGAUGGUCAAAUUAGCAACGGUAACCAAGAGAAACUUCAGGAAGAAACAAAAAAGGCAGAGGCUGGUAGUCAAAACAAGGGUAAUCAAGAGCAAGUUCGGGAAGAAACAAGAAAGGGACAGACUGAUGGUCAAAUGAACAACAACCAGGAGCGACUUCAGGAACAAGGAGAAAAGAGAGAGGUUGGUGGUCAAAUAAACAACCAGGAGCAACCCCGAGAUCAAAGAAGUACAAAAAAGGAUACACAGCCUAAGGGUCAAAUAAAAAACAACAACCAGGAGCAACCCCAGGAAGAGAAAGAAGAGGCAAAGACUGGGGGUGAAAUGAACAAUAACCAGGAUCAACUUCAGGAACAAGGAGGAAAGGCACAGACUGGUGAACACAUAAACAACAACCAGGAGCAACUCCAGGAAGAAAAACAGAAGGCAGAGGCUGGUGGCCAAAUGAGCAACAAUAACCAGGAGCAAUUUCAGGAACAAGGAGGAAAGGCACAGGCUGAUGAACAAAUUAACAAGAACGGCAACCAAGAGCAGUUACAAGAAGAAAAAAUCAGUAAAAGGGAUGCACAGGCUGUUGGUCAAAUAAACAACGCUAACCAGGAACAGCAACCCCAAGAGGAAAUGAGCAGAAAAAGGGAUACACAGGCCGAUAGUCAAAUGAACAUCAAUGGUAACCAAGAGCAACUCCAAGAAGACAAAAUCAGUAAAAGGGAUGUAAAGGUUGAUAGUCAAAUGAACAACAAUGGUAACCAAGAGCAACCCCGAGAAGAUAGAAUCAGUAAAAGAAAUGUACAGGCUGAUGGUCAAAUAAACACUAAUGGCAACCAAGAACACCUCGAAGGAGAAAGAAAUGUAAAGAGGGACGUACAGAUUAAUGAUCAAAUAAAUAACAACCAGAAGCAACUUCAGAAAGAAAGAAAAGAGGCAGAGGCUAUUGGUCAAAUGAGCAACAAUAACCAGGAGCAACUCCAAGAAGAAAAAAGAAAAGCAGAGACAGCUGGUCAAAUUACCAACAACCAGGAGCAACUCCAGGCUGGUGGCCAAGUGAACAACGUUGGCAACCAGGAGCAACAACUCCAAGAAGAAAUGAUCAGAAAAAGGGACGCACAGGCUGAUGGUCAAAUGAACAACAAUGAUAACCAAGAGCAACUCCAAGAUGAAAUGAUCAGAAAAAGGGACGCACAGGCUGUUAGUCAAAUCAACAAUAAUGGUAACCAGGAGCAACCCCGAGAAGAUAGAAUCAAGAAAAGAGACGUACAGGCUGAUGGUCAAAUAAACAAUAAUGGUAACCAGGAGCAACCCCGAGAAGAUAGAAUCAAGAAAAGGGACGUACAAGCUGAUGGUCAAAUAAACAACAAUUGUAACCACGAGCCACUUCAAGAUGAAAUGAUCAGAAAAAGGGACGCACAGGCCGAUGGUCAAAUCAACAACAAUGGUAACCAGGAGCAACCCCGAGAAGAAAAAGGAAGCGAUAUGCCAGCAUUUUGUUUGGGAAGUGAAGGCGAAAACAAUGGACAAACAGAUGAAUCAAACCCUCAGAAUAUUCCCUUCGCAGUUAUGGAGAAGAUGAGAUUUAUGGAAAGGAUGAGGGACGAUUUAAGGAAACAAAAUCUUAUACCGGAAGACCACACCUAUGAUCAACCUUUGAUGCCUGAUGAUGAAAAUAUGGAAUACGGUGGCCGAGAAACCCGAAUGGUCCCCCGAAGAAAACACUUUUGGCCGAGUCCCCAACAAAGAAUGAUUCGCAGACGAAACACCAGGCCGCCCUUAGUGGUUGUAGACAAUGUAAGGCCCAGGGAAAGGGAAAUGGCCGUCGUUCUACCAACAGCUUCAUUCGAUAUUGUACGAGAAGUCCCUUCGAAUUUACCAGAAGUAACCGUCAACAAACUAACUGCCCCGAACAACGACCAAGCUACAUUUGAAAUUGCACAAGAAGUUCCCUCAAAUUUACAAGAAAUGGCUGUCAACAAGUUAACUGCUCCAAGCAACAAUCAAGAUGCCGAUUCGCAAUACAAUACACUCGGGUCGAUUUUGGAAGCUCAGAAAAUAGAUGAGCAAGGAAUCAUUACACCUCUGAAAGUUGUCACUGAAGCCCCUGUGCAACCUGGAUCACCCGAAGAAUUUGCUUUCAAGAUGGACAUUAAUCAAUUCUACAAAAGAUUCAUGAAGAAAAGUGAGAAUGCAGAGACUGAUCAGCCCACCACAGAGUAUUCAGGAUCAGAAGGUGAAAAACCAAAAGAUGUAGGUCAAGUCAUUUUAGAUGGAUAUGCACAAAUUCAGGAGAAACCCGAAACUAAACGAGAAGCUAGGGAAGGAGUUCAAAGAUUCAUCAGAGCAUUGGUUAGGAGAUGCACAUACCACGGCGACCAGUGCUUCGACAACCAGUGUCCAGGCAGACUUACAUCAAUGCUUGUUGCUGCAGCAAAACUCAACGAGGAAAAAAUGCGACAGGAUGCAGAAAAUGAAGAUAUGACCACUUCUGCAACCACGGUUGCAACAGUUCUGGCUCAGGCUGUCCACGAAGCCGACAAGGAACACGGUGGCCAGGCUGAUGACAAGAGGCGCGAAAUGACCAAACAGUUCCUCAUCUCCCGCAUCAUGGAAAUGCUCAUGGACGAGUUUUCUGCUGCCAAAGCCGAUCAAGCAUCCAAAGACAAACAACCAGGAUCUGAUCAAUCCCAAAUAGGACACUUGAAUUUCGAUCCAGAUUCACCAGCCGUCCAGGAGGCUGUCGCCUUGGCAGCGUUCAGACAACACCCUGCUUUCAAUCGAGAAAUGUUCUUUAGAAAAAUGUUAUUUGCAGUACGCAGACCACCAAUGGACCCGACACAAGAAGAUAAAAAAGAUGAUAAACCUGUAAAGGUUGAACCUCCGAAAUCUGAUGAGGAUGACGACAUUUUUGGUGGUGGCGUGGAGGUCAUAACUCAGGAAACUACACCUUCGGAUAGCAACUCGUUCGUGCACAUCAAUAUUCAAACUUUUGGAGAUAAUCUUCAAAGCACUCCAAAAACCGAAAUAGAAGAGGCCUAUGAACCAAUAUUUGACGAAAUGCCUAGCCAAGGUGUUUUGAAGAAUGCAGAAGUUGAGAAAGAACAGAGUGGAUAUCCUGAUGUGCAUGAUGGAGAAUCUGACCUGGUUUGCAUUGCUGAUGACAAUGACAUGGAUAAAGCUGAGAAUUGUGCUUCUGAUCAACCACAAAGUCGUGUUUUGGAGAUUGUUAUCACUCCUAAAAAUCCCGAAGGAGACAGUAGCAGUGAGAUGACUACUGAGGGAAAAAAAGAGGAAAUCACACCAAGCACUCCAGAGCCAUCUUCACCUUUAACUGAACAAUCCACAUCCGAUGCAACAAUCUUCACUACAUCCCAAAACCAGAUCAUAACCGAUGAAGCCACCGAAAAUGAAAUGUCUGAUCAACAAUUUUUCCAACAAGAUAAUCAAGAAACCAUGCCUCAAUUUGUCCUAGUUGCCAACGUUCAAGAAGCUGAUGACCCUAAUGUUGCAAAAAUAAGGCAAACUUUGGAAAAUUUGAUGAAGUCUGCGGAUGAUGGUAAAGCUGAAGUGGAAGUUAAUAAGAAUGUAAACGCAGAUGUUUUAAAGAAAGCACCUGGAAAAGAUGAUGUGGAACUUGCUAAAGAUGUUAAUCUAGAUUUGGUGAAGGAUGGUAAAAGGGCACCUGGUAAAGUUGAAUCAGAAGUUGCAAAAGAUGUAAACUCUGAUGUGGUAAAGACUAGCAAGAAGGCAUCUGCUAAAGCUGAAUUGAAUGUCACAAAUGCAGAUGUGGUCAAGACCAGCAAGAAGGCAAAAGCAGUUCCAGAGGACGAAGACUUUGCAGAACAACUGAAGCUACAAUCUCGACCAAAACGUCAUUUCCCGACACUCAGCCAACAACCACCAGAUUUUGAAGAACCCAGUUUCCUUCUACAAAGGGAUAGUGAUGAAGAUGAAACACAUGCACCAAAUGACGAUGAAGUUUUGUUCCUUUUCCAGACUUCUGCACCACCAGAUGCACCUCCAGAGAAUCAUUUUGGAAGUGGAUUUUUGAGUUUUCUAAACAGCAGGCCACGUUUUGAGGAUAUUUUCCCUUUUAAUCAUUUUCCUUGGGCCACUCGAUCUAGAGACAAUGUUUACGAUGGUAUGUUUGCUACUACACCAGAUUCCAAUUUGGAUAAGAAACAGGAAACUGUCCUCUUCUAUCGCCAGGAUCAGAGAACGAAGAAGAUUCUGACUUCCCCGAACAAAAUCGUGGCAGUCGUCUUUUGA